Acanthaster planci (crown-of-thorns starfish) is the source of this 7583-nucleotide messenger RNA. RefSeq names its product ras GTPase-activating protein 3-like. NCBI's taxonomy places the organism in Eukaryota, Metazoa, Echinodermata, Asteroidea, Valvatida, Acanthasteridae. The record is from RefSeq and is a predicted model, not a curated record. Gene Ontology annotation, biological process: intracellular signal transduction; regulation of GTPase activity.
UAUGUUGCGCAUCCACAGUUAACGAACACUGCACGGCAACGGUGUGUAAAAUUGUUGCAGGUUGCUCUGUAUUUCCUGUCAAAAGCAGCGAUUUCUGCCGGAGUUUUUGACGAUAAACCGAUUAGUCUGGAAUGGAGGAGGAGCUGGACGAAGGGGAUAUAUCAAAAGUUCGUAUUCUGGAGAGCUUGCGCAUAAAUAUCGGUGAAGCCAAGAACCUGACGUCUGCCAAAGAUUGUUGCUGCACGGUGCGUUUGGACCAGGAGGAGGUUUAUCGCACGGGGGUGAAAGAGAAGACACAAUGUCCUUUCUGGGCCGAGGAGACCACCUUUGACGUGCCGCGGGAGUUCCGCCAGCUCUCUUUCUUCAUCCACGAGAAGGACUGGAUGAAGCGGUUGGACAGCGUCGUCGGGAAGGUGGCACUGCGGAGGGACGACCUGCACCGUUACCAUGGCAAGGACCACUGGUUCCCCCUUCAAGCGGUUGACACUGACUCCGAAGUUUAUGGUCAGGUUCACGUGGAAGUGCGGACGAACGAGGGGUUGGGAGGGGACGGAACGUCAGUAAGCAAGCUGACCGUAAGAGUGCUUGAAGGGAAUGGCCUGACUAUCAUCCACAACCAGUGUGAUCCGUAUGCAACAGUCACUUUCAGAAAUGAAACCAAAAGGACAAAAAUCCGAAGGAAAACAGUGGACCCUCGCUUUGACGAAUCCUUCACCUUUGAGCUUCCGAAGGCAACUGGUGCGGCAGAAAGUAAGACAAAUUCCUGCUCAGAAGACGAGACCGGCAAACAUGACCUCAAAAUCGCCAUGUGGAACUCAACCUCGCUUGGUGAAGGGGUCUUUAUUGGCGAGGUUCGUCUAACAUUGGGAACAAUCAACCUGUCGAGUGGCGUGCACAAAGCAUGGUACUUUUUGAAACCACGGGAGAAUAGCAAGCAGAGCCGGGUGGAGCUGGGCUCGCUGCGGGUCCGCAUCAAUUACCAGCAGGAUCACGUCCUGCCGUCCCAGCACUACAGCCUUCUCAGGGACAUUCUGCUGAGAUCCCCGGAGAUUGAGCCCACCUCUGCCAGUGCUGUCCAAAUCCUAGGCAACCUUGUCAAGGACAAAGUCGAGGCGGCCAAGCCCCUGAUCCGAUUGUUCCACCACCACAAUGCGGUCGUCGCGCUCAUCAAGUCGCUGGCCCGUCAGGAGGUGUCAGAGACAAGUGAUCCCAACACCAUCUUCCGAGGCAACUCCCUGGCCUCUAAAUGCAUUGACGAAUACAUGCGGAUGGAGGGCCUUCACUACCUCUACGACACCUUGCGGGACCUCCUGGAGAGCAUCUACGACGAGCGCAAGCCCUGCGAGAUCGACCCCUCCAAGCUGAAAGAUGGUGACAGCCUGGACACAAACCUGGGGAACCUUCGGCAAUAUGUAGAGAAAGCCUACCAGGCCAUUGUGGACUCGGCCAUUGGUUGUCCCAUUGGCCUGUGUGAGUGCUUUUACGCCAUCAAAGAAGCAGCACAGAAGAGAUUCCCAGAGGACCCUGAUGUCAAAUACUCAGCAGUCAGCGGGUUUGUGUUCCUCCGGUUCUUUGCUCCUGCCAUUCUCUCCCCAACGCUCUUCCACCUCAGAAAAGAUAAUCCGGAUGAACAAACAUCAAGAACACUCAAGAUGGUUUCCAAAGCAAUUCAGACAAUAGGUAACCAUGUCAACCCAGACAAACUGAGUAAUGUGAACUGGAAGGAGGAGUACAUGAGUCCACUGUAUGUUCACAUUCUGAAUGAGGCCCACAUGGACGGAAUCAAAAAGUUUCUAGAGAUCAUCUCGUCCUCCAGUCAGGCCCAGGUCAAGGCCAUCGAGGCACCCAUCACACUCAAAGAAGGGGUUAUGAUCAAGCGAGCUCAGGGCAGAAAGAAGUUCUUGGGAUUUGGUCUGAAGAACUUCAAGAGGAGAUGGUUUCAACUGACCAAUCAUGAGCUGACGUACAGCAAGACAAAAGACAGCAAGCCGCUGUGUAGCAUAUCAGUCAACAACAUUCUUGCCGUGGAGAAACUGGAGGAGGAAUCAUUCCAGAUGAAAUUUAUGUUCCAGGUUGUUCAACCGGAGCGGGCGCUGUACAUACAGGCCAACAACUGUGUGGAGGAGAAAGAAUGGUUGGAUAUUCUGUUCAACAUCUGCAAGACAAACAAGAACCGGUUGCAUUACUAUCACCCAGCUGCCUUCAAGAACGGCCAUUGGAUAUGUUGCAAGGCUACCUCAGAAAGUGCGCAGGGAUGCACGCAGGUCACAGGUGGUCUGCCGUUGAGCAUCUGCCUAGACAUUGACCCAGACCGAGAGCUGGAGAGAAUCCAUGGUCUCUUCAUGGCCAACCUGCAAAAACUUUAUUCUCUACAAGACGCCUGUGCCACGCAAGCCGUGUACCAGGGCCUGCCUUCCUCCACCCAUACCCCGGUCAGCAUCGAGGACCCCAAGACCUGUUUUGCCACGGUUAAUGCCAUGCUGUCUGAGAUCGUGUUCUUGGAGCAGAGGCACAACCAGUAUAAGAAGAUCAGGCAGCGACUGACGGAGUACGGGAGCAAGCAAAGUCCGAUUGGGGACCACAACUGCAACUCAUUCCACUGAUGACACGCUUAAUUGCAGAUGUGCAGGGGGCACACACAUUCCAGAGUUUUGCCUCCCACAUCCCAGGUCAUGCCCUUCCAUCCCGCCCUCCCUCAAGGCAAUGAGGUGGACUGUGACUGAUGUCUGAGGGCAGCAGUUAGGUUGGACUUGGCUCUUCUUUGCUUGAGUCAGGAAGAUUUGCUACAAAUAAGAGAGGAAGAUUAAAAAAAAAAACUGAAAGUUGUAAGAAGUUGAAGUUAAGUAUAAUGCAAAUUUCUGGGGGAAAAAAGACUGGUUUAUCAUAAAAAAUACCUAAACACAAAUCAUGGAACAAGAAACAUUGAGUUGGCUUUAUUUGCUGUAAGGCAUUUUAAAAUGCUCAAUUUUAGUAAGUCACCUGAAACUUCCAACAUAAUACAGAAAAGAGAGGAGUCUCUCCUCAUCUGCGGAACAUGGUGAGGUUGAAAAAAGAGAUUCUGUUACAUUCAGUACAUAAACCAGGGCAUUUUUUUAAUGGAGAAAACUCUUUAAGCACAAACUGAAUACCAAAGAUACCAAACAUGCUAAAAAGUACUCUGUACAUGUAACAGUAAAUGUAUAAUGUGUCGCUGAACAGCGCAGGUAUUUGUGAACCAUGUUCUGGUCAGAUCAUUCCAUUUGGUUUAGACUAUCACUAUAUGUUUGGGUUUUAGACCACCAGUACACCAAAGAAUUUGACUUUUUUGUUGGACAUUCUCUCCCCACCUUUCUAACUUUCUGUCCAAAGUUCCAGUCAUGUCUGGUUAAUGCCAGGAUGUUAGUCACUACACCAGGUCACGUAUUGUUUAUUCCCACAUUGGCCACAGUCGAAGCAAACCUGGUUUUGCCUUAUAAUGCAGGUGUCGACCGUGUUUAGUUCCAGAUUUGGCAAUACAUUUGUAUCUGGCCACCACAUACCAACCACCCAAGCAUCACCCCCCCCCCGCCAUGUUGUCAUUGAAGAGAAGUUCAUGCAGAUUGGGGACAACUGAAAUUGAGAAAAAUGUGUUUUGUAGGUUGUAUAUUUUAAAACUUAUCAGGGUAUACAAAACUUGAGAAUAUGCUGGCCAGACACAGAAGUCUUUCCCUGGAUUUGGUUUACUUUCCAGGCUUGAUUACCUAGGUUAAAAAAGACAAAGCUAGACAAAGGAAUCAAGUUGGCUGGAUUGCUCUUCAGUCUUUGAUGAGUUUACUCAAAGUUAACUUGCACUGAUGUUGAAGUUGACCUUGAGAUUAUGCAAAAGACAGUGCAUAUUCAGCUGUUGCCUGCUAAGCUUAAGUGAACAAUAUUUUAAUAGCCAUCUACAUGUAGAUAGCGCCUUCUUUGAUGCGAAUACACAAGAAAGACUAUAAAGAUUAGUAAAUUGGCGCUAUCCCCAAGGUGGAGGCCAUAGUCUAGUUGAUAGUGCACCUAUCUUGAGAGCAAACAUGAAGUGCUACCAGCUGGGUUCAAUUUCCAGCUAUUUGCGUCUUUUUUUCUCCCCCAAAAUUAAGAGUAUUCUUGUUAUUUAAAUUGACUUCAAUAUUGAAUUACAGAGUCUUGCAUUUUCCUUUUUCUGAUUCAUGGCUCUGGAGGAUUUCUUAAUGGGAAAAAAGUCAGAUAUUGUAAAGUGGUCUGAUUCCACCUUGUGAAUACGCAGUAAACAACUGUGUUGGUGCAGAACCAGAUUAGUAUUUUCUACAGUAACAAUUUUUGAGUAAAAAACUGCUUACUGCACAUGUGCCUGGCUAAAUAUCGUGCAGUUAAAUUGACCGGCAACAGAUAAAUAUCUGCUGCCUUUACAAAAAGCUGGGACAGCUCACAAAACGUGACACACAGGUACAGGUACCCAUACUGUGAAAUGUUUGUAGUGUUACCAAAUUUGUCAUUUUAUUUGAAUUUUGGUUUUUAACUCUUCUUAAUGAUUCCCUUUUUAUUUGAACUUGUGAAAUGACGUAAAUGCCUAUAGGUUGUCAAUCUUUGUAAAGAUACAUGAGUAAGAUUAGUAACUGAUAUACAUUAAAGUACUACAUGUCUUUAUGAAAUGACUACAUGUAUAUAUCUGCUUUGACCCUCAAGAUUAUAGCACCAAUUUGCCUGGUGUUGCUUCACAUCAACGCUGUUUUUUCAACUAUAGAAACAUUUUUGCCAACACAGAAUCAGUGAUUGAAAUUUUCUAAAAAGUGUAUUUUUUGUACAUUUUUUGUACACCGGAUAUUGUUAAUUAGUGUAUUCAUAUUCUGAGCUAUUUUUGGGACAAGAGUUGUUGCGUACAGGACCAAGUCGGAGUCACUGUAAAGAUCAGCAUCGUCAUUAUUUUUUUUUUAUUAUUGGCAGAGUGAUGUGCCUUUGUGUAACUUAAAAAUGUUCUCCAAUUGGGUGGAAAUGUUAGAUUUAUAAUUCAGUGUUCCACUUUUGCUUCUUUGGUUACGACUCAUUUUCACCCCAACCCCCAACAGUGAGGACAAGAGACAUGAAGCAUUUUGUCAAUUUUCCAGGUCUGCACUUGAAAAUUGUAAAGAAUCCACACAAGUUCAGACUUUUAAUUAACAUAUGACAGAAAACAAACUUUGUCAUGUUCGUCUUCAAUGAAGACUUACGUAUAUUCCGUACCUCUCAGGUUAAUUUGUGAUUUAUUCUGUAAAUAUACUAAGUGUUAUUUUAGAUUGAAUGUAGAAUUUUGAGGACAUUUUUUCUUUUAUUGAGAAAUUCUAUCAGAUUGAAACAGUCACUUGGAAUAGUUGAUAUUGAUAAGUUGAUUUGUUCCAGUAAUUUGGAAAAAAUUUCCCUGGCCUGUUAAUGUAAUGUUUUGUUGAACUUGUUUUAUUUACGUGCCUUGUCAAAACACUGUAAAUGAUUAAAAAAAAUUUGAAAAAAGCAACCAGUGAAAUACAUGUAUACAUAUACACAGUAUUUUAUUUUAUUUAACUCACUUGUGUAAAAGUGCAUAUAAAAGAAAUCUGUAAACUGUCUUUUCUUUCAACAUGUAUGAGGGAAGCCAUUUUUUGUUUUUUAGUAUUUUUAUUAUUUCUAUUCUUUUCUUCAAGUAUUUUAUUUGUUUGUCUGCGCAAUAAAUGUACUACAUGAGUUAUCUGGUAUUGCAGUCGAGCCCAUCGUAAGUCCCCAGAAUUGUAAUGACUUGAGUCAAUAGCUUGUCUGAGUUUGACUCAAUAGCUCAUCUAAGUUUUACUCAAGUCCAAAUUUUGGAGACUCAUCAAGUCAAACCUGACAGGUAAAUGACUUGAGUCACUUCCAGCAUGUGACUUGACCUGAUUUGAGUCCCUCAUCAGAAGACCCAACUUGAGUGAAGUUAACUUGGGUCACAAAAAUAAUAGCGAUCUUCUUUGCAAGAAAAAUAUUUGCAGCAGUGACUUACAGUGCUGGUAAUAAUGUUCAUGUCAUAUGAUAUUAUCAAGAGUAAGAUGUGGUAUGACCACAUUUAUGUGUAUUAAUGCAGAAAUAAAUUUUAAAAUGUCUGAAAAUGACUUUCUCUCGUUUUUAUUCAUUAUAUUGAUUUCAAAUAUUUGUGACUCAAAUUAACCAAAGCUAAAACUUGACACAAAUCAACUUUUUUGCCUAAUGACUCGAGUCACAAAAAUUUGUGACAUAUUACAAUUCUGAAAGUCCCCACGUAAGUCCAGUUACAAGUCGGUGCACAGGAACUGUCAUAAGUAACUGGGUGAAAAAUGAGAAACACUUUUGUCAUAGCUUAUUUGAAUAGUUUGUAAAUUGGUUUAAGACAAGCUUGACAUGGACUUGUGAUGGGCUCAACAACACUGGAGCUAUCUAUGAAAAAUAAACCCUGGUAGAUUAGGAAAGGAUUGAAUAACAGUUUAAAGGAUUGAUUUUAACUGUUGAAUUUAAAGUGGUUGCGACCAACAAGGGCACCAUUGCCCCCCCCGUUUCAAAGGAGACAAAGUAUACAUACGGUAACAAUGGUCCUGCACCUGCUUGUGAAAGUGGUCUUCAAAAGCUGUAAACAGUUGAAGCAAGAAAUGCUAGGCAGAGCAUGCCACGACAAGGAAUAUAUUGCCCAAGCCCCAUGUCCCUGGGUCCGUUCAAAGAUGUAUAUACUGUAUAAUUAACCGUACACUUAAAUAGAUCUUAACAUUGGCUUUAUUGAAUAAAAUUUAAGAAUGCACCAAAUGUUUUUAAUGGGGGGGAAUUAUUGCGCCUUUUCUUUUAAGGCUUUCAAGAACACACUGCAAAGGAACUGGCAAGAACAAAUGAAGUUCUGAGUAAAUCUUUUUUUAAAUUUUAACUCCAUUUUCUGUUAUUUACAAUACGCUGUUUAACUUUUCUGAUGAAUUACCAAUAAUGAGUGCAUGGUCAAGUACAGAGUAGUUUUGAACUUCCUGAAAUUUCUGUUUACUGAAAAUCAAUUCAGUGUGUACAAAAUUGUACAGAAAAAUCUCGGAUUCCACAAGAAGUAAAGUGGCUUUUGUUAUGGCAGUUUUCCGUGACAAACUGUCCUGCUGCACAAUUUGUUAAAAGGCAAUGGAGCAUGCGUGGUUCCUGUGUAAAUGUAGUGCAUAUUUUUGAAACGUCAGGGCAGUACUUUGAAAGAUUUGUAAUCAACUUGACAGAAACUUCUGUGAUAUUUGAUAAACAUUCCAUUGGACUUUUUUAAGCGUGAAAAUUUGUAUGACAUAGCCAGCAAGCACCUAGAUAUGUACACUGAACUGCUUGCAAGGCCUAAUAAGACAUUCCAAAAGAAAAGAAUUUUUCCAUAGUUUGGUUGUGUCCUUUGCAUGGUUGGUGGUCAACAACUUUAAAUCAAAUUUUGAAAACAAAGAAGUAAAAUCUAUGUUUAUUUCCUAACCAUACAAGUACCAUGCAGUGAUGGUGGGGGAAAAAUUGGUGUUGCUGUUCUGUUGAUUAAAAAUGCAGCUCAUGCAAAAUUGGCCAAAAUCCAUUUUUUUGUGUGACUAGAGUGGAGAUUGCAAUAAAGGCAAGAAAGAAAACAAACAGACUGCACGUAAGAUCAGUUUGUAUGUAUUUUA